AUGGCUUACGAGAAGUCAACUACCGAGGCGCGAUCGUCUUCGAUUAGUGCUUCAAACACAGUGCCUGUCGUUGACUUUUCACGCUUUCUUCUCGGCUCUGAUGUAGACAAAAGAGCCAUCGCCCGUGAGGUAGAUGAAGCAUUUCGCAAAGUCGGAUUCGUCUACCUGCAGAAUCACGGCAUCCAGGAGCAGAAAGUGGAUGAGUGCUUUGAAUGGAGUCAGAGAUUCUUCGCUCUCCCCGAAGGCGUUAAGAAGCUUGCGCCCCAUCCGCCUGGUGGCUCACAUCACCGCGGCUACUCGGGCCUGGGCAUCGAAAAGGUCACUCAGAAUGUGUUCGAGCAGGAGGAGCUCGCUGCAUUAAGGCAAAUGCCAGAUUUCAAGGAGAGCUUCGAGAGCGGAAACGUGCACGAUCAAAUGCAACCUAACAUCUGGCUCCCUGACGAGAAGCUGCCCGGCUUUCGACAGUUCAUGGAGGCCUUCUUCUUGGACUGCACUGACCUCAUACACACAAUCCUCAAUGCCCUCGCAAUCUCGCUCUCACUUCCCCCUUCUCAGCUCUCCAACGCCCAUUCUCAGUCCCUGUUCCAGCUGCGUCUUCUCCACUACCCAUCCAUCCCAAGAUCCCUACUGCACUCCGGCGAGAAGAGUCGGAUUGGCGCACACUCUGACUUCGGUACCUUGACGCUUCUCUUCCAAGACGAUGUCGGUGGCCUCGAGAUUCAGCAUCCCCAGACCGGGGAAUUUAUCGCCGCGCCGCCAGUACCCGGCGGUGUGCUCGUUAACAUCGGAGACCUGAUGAUGCGCUGGAGUAAUGGGAGGUGGAGGAGUACAGUGCAUCGGGUUGUCGCGCCUCCGGAGUUGAAGGGCGAGCGCGAGGGGCUUGAGGAUGAAGAAGCAGGGAAGGAGAUGUGCAGGCCGAGGUACUCAAUUCCUUUCUUUGCAACGGCAGAUCCGGAGACGGUGAUUGAGUGUUUGCCGGGAUGCGAAGGACCGGACGGGAAAAAGGAGUUCGAGGCGAUGACAGCCUUGGAAUAUGUUCAGAUGCGGAUGGCUGCAUUGUACGCUUGA
Molecule: messenger RNA, 1068 nt
Organism: Coniosporium apollinis CBS 100218
Lineage: Eukaryota; Fungi; Ascomycota; Dothideomycetes
Exons: 3
Coding region: 1-1068 (355 amino acids)
Molecular function (GO): dioxygenase activity
Source: RefSeq, a predicted model, not a curated record